CGUGAGUGCUCCCCAGCCUCUGCCUGUGCUCCCGCCUGAGAGACCAGGCAGCAGACAAUCCCUGGAGCCCGGGUCCAGCCUAGUGUCUGAAUCGCAAAGUGGUUCAAAGACUGAGUCACCCCGAGGAGCAGAGAAAUCCGAGGUAUGAAGAACAGUGAACUUCCUGGUUCCCUCUCCCCGCAAGUGAGACGGGAGCCCAUGGACAUCCAGCAGCAGCAGGAGCAGUCCCCUCGGGUCAUGAGCUCAGACAAGGAUGGGACUCAUCUGCACCAUGGAGGGCAGGCCUGUAGCUCUCCCGCUGGGAGAUGCCAAGUCAGAGUCCCUGAGUACUCACCGUUUGCCCAGGGAUGGGACUUCUGUGAGGCCACAGCCGCUGGGCGGAGGGAUGCAGGAAUAAUGUCCAGCACUUCCGGCUCAGGCACUGUCUUCCUGAAGGACUUUCCUUGGGCAACAGCUCAGACCUCACUCCUGCUUCUUCUGGGACUUCUCCUGCUGACUGCUCUUGGUUUCAUCUGGAAACUUCGCCGAGAGAAAGAUCGAGAAUGCUGGACCAAAGAACAACUCCAAAGAGAGCUCCGCUGGAGAAAAGCCCAGAAAGUGGAUGACUGGAAAAAAGCUCGGUCCUAUGCUGCUCAUGUGACUCUGGAUCCAAAUACUGCCUUCUUUGAACUCUUUCUGUCUGAAGAUAACCAAAGUGUGAAGCGGAGAAACUUGUGGCAGAAUCUUCCUGAAAAACCUGAGAGGUUUUCUUUUGACCCUUGUGUGCUGGGCCAUAGGUCCUUCUCUUCGGGGAGACAUUACUGGGAGGUAGAAGUGGGCGACAGGACUUACUGGGAGCUGGGGGUUUGUGAGGAAAACGUGGAUAGGGCUUGGGGGAUCACAGAAUCACCUCAGAAUGGAUUCUGGGCUGUGGAACUCUAUGCUAAUAAGUACCAGGCCCUCACCUCCCCUCGGACUGCCCUCCCCCUGAGUGAGCCCCCCAGCCGGGUGGGGGUCUUCUUGGACUAUGAAGCUGGGCAUGUCUCCUUCUAUAGUGUGGCUGAUGGGUCCCACAUCUACACUUUCCCCCAGGCCUCCUUCUCUGGGCCUCUUCGGCCUUUCUUCUGCCUCUGGUUCUACCACCCAACCCCUCUGACAAUCUGCCAUUGAACCCAUCUGUCCCCAUCCUUUCUCUCAGUUGAACAUACAAGGAUGAACUCAUCAUUGGGACUGAGAAGUCACAUUUCUGGGGACAAUGCCCCCAAGGCUCCAGCUGAGCCAGCAGGGAAGGCUGAGCCCCCCUGGCCUUUUCUGCAGAUAAAGACUGGAGACAGUUUAUAAUUCUCCAUAGUUGAGUGGUUCAGAGGCCAAAAAGGAUAAUGCAACACCAUAGAAUGUUGUCAAGAGAGGCUGGUGUUGCCAUCCCAGCUGAAAACUGAAAAAGGAACCCCUAGAGAAACCAGAGACAAGAUACUGAUGGAAAGACUACCUGGGUGGAGUGUGAUCUCUGGUCUUGAGCUCCUUAUCUUUAACGUCUGCAUCACAGAACAGCUGGAAGCUGAAUCUGGAUGGCGCUUGGCUGUUUUCACCCUCUUUUCAUACAAAGACUUUAUUUCAUUUUGACCCACAUGCAUCCUGGGGAGAGACUAAAUAAAGUUCACAGAGAAAAGUCACUUCUCCAGAUCACUCUGUUGGUCUGGGACUUGAUGGCACCUUCAACAUUUUUACAUCUAAUGCCAAUCAUAGUGCCUCUAAGAGCCCAAUCAUUCCUUAUAAAGCAAUUGUAAUGACCCUUUCAAUGACGCUUUUCACCCCAGAUCCAAGAUUUACUUUUCUAGUUUGUGAAUUUGUUUACUGCUCCUUUCCCUAAUUAUCUUCCUACCUUUAGACUGUAGUUAAGUGCAUAUUAAUUUUUUUCUAUGCUUUAUGCAAAUACACACACACACACACACACAGAGUUUUUCUAAUGAAAAUUGGGCUUUGUUAUAUAAUUGUCCCAUGACAUGCUUCUUUUACUUAAUACCAAGUCUUGGUGGCUCAGGCGGUAAAGCAUCUGCCUGCAAUGCAGGAGACCUGGGUUCAGUUUCUGGGUUGGGAAGAUCCCUUGGAGAACGGAAUAGCAAACCACUCCAGUAUUCUUUGGAGAAAGA
Molecule: messenger RNA, 2129 nt
Organism: Cervus elaphus (red deer)
Lineage: Eukaryota; Metazoa; Chordata; Mammalia; Artiodactyla; Cervidae
Product: butyrophilin subfamily 1 member A1-like
Exons: 7
Coding region: 145-1149 (334 amino acids)
Molecular function (GO): protein binding
Source: RefSeq, a predicted model, not a curated record